Molecule: messenger RNA, 1878 nt
Organism: Actinia tenebrosa (Australian red waratah sea anemone)
Lineage: Eukaryota; Metazoa; Cnidaria; Anthozoa; Actiniaria; Actiniidae
Product: peroxisomal sarcosine oxidase
Cellular component (GO): peroxisome
Molecular function (GO): L-pipecolate oxidase activity; flavin adenine dinucleotide binding; sarcosine oxidase activity
Source: RefSeq, a predicted model, not a curated record
UUUCCUUUGCCUCACUGGAGAGGUAGCUCUCAUGGACAAACUAGAAUAAUUCGCUCCACCUACCUGGAACCGUAUUACAUGAAGAUGGCUGAAGACUCAAAAAAAAUGUGGACAGAAAUAGAGAAAGAAGCUGGGGAGAUGUUGUUUCACCAAAAUGUGGGCAAGCUAAUGGUAGAGGAACUGCCAUCCACCCAUGUCAAAGAGGAGGCCAAGCUAUUGCAAAGUCACAACAUUGAAUAUGAAGUCCUUCCACCUCGGCAACUCAGAGAAAAGUUCCCAGAUCUUGAUUUUGCUGGAUAUUCUGGAGUUGUGGAGAAAACAGCUGGGAUAUUAAUGGCUGACAAGUGUUUGAAACAUUUGCAAAUGCAGUUUAUUAAGUAUGGAGGAACAUUACGAGAUGGUCAACAGGUAUUGGAUAUUAUUCCUGCUAAGGAUGGUGUUACGAUCAAGACUAGUGAAUCUACAUUCAGAGCCAAGAAAGUCAUCAUUACCGCAGGUCCUUGGACAAAUAAAUUGCUGGAACCACUAGGACUAAAACUACCAUUGCAGGUAUGCAAAGCUCCUGUGUUAUAYUGGAAGAUUACUAAGCCAGACGUCUACAGUUUGAAGGAUGGUUUUCCUUGUUUUUAUGAUGCUUCAGAUUCUGAUAAUCACAUCUACUUUUUACCGAGUCUUGAAUAUCCUGGCUUGUUAAAGCUUGGACCAACGGGUGAAUCACAAAAGUCUUUGCCCUUCAGACUGAAUGACCCGGAAGAUCGGGACACAGAUCAUUCUGACAUAGAACGCUUCAUAACCCUUGYUUCGCAUUACAUCAAAGACCAUUUGCCUUACGUGGACCACAGGACACCCGCCAUCAAAGAAAUGUGUCUUUAUACGAUGACACCAGAACGUCGAUUCGUCAUCGAUAAACAUCCCCGAUUCGACAAUAUCAUCAUUGCUACUGGUUUCUCGGCUCAUGGAUUCAAGCACGCGCCGGUAGUGGGGAAGAUCCUGAGUGAACUAGUUCUGAAUCAAACACCUUCUUACGACAUUUCACAUUUUAAGAUUUCAAAACAUAUCACGGGAAAAACCAAAUCAUCUCUAUAAAAACUGUUAAGAUCAAAUUUAUAUUUAAAACAAAUAAUUGAAUAAGAAUGAGAAUUACGAAUUUACAACAUUUCACAUUUUAAAGUUUCAAAAUUCAUGACAGGAAUGAAACAAAUCAUCUAUAUAAAACUGUUAAGAUUAAUUUGAUAUUAACAAAAUUAUUGAAUUAAGAAAGACUAGGAAACAAAAAAUGUCGAUAUUUUGCUUCAAGUUUCUUAGAGAAAGUUCUUAAGCUCAGCUGUUUUAAUAUAUUAUAUAUGAAUUUUAAAUAAGUGGACUGAUUGCUUACCUAGUCAUACAUCGCGCGCGUCAAUGAAUAAUAAUAGUAAAAUAAUAUCACGAGGUAUCCUUUGCAUUUCAAGUAAUUGAUCUAAGACAAAAAAACUAUCUUACAUUUAUUUUAGGGUUUUUCGGUCCUUCUAUGAACGGUUAAGAUCAAACUUCUAUGCAAUAAAAAAUUAUUGGGAUAAGAAAAAUUGAGAAAAAAAUGAUAAUUUUAUGCUGAUCAAAAUAUCGUUCCCACAGAAGCCAUACCGCCAGGUUCCUAUCAGCAAAAAGCAACACUUUCCUAUCAAUUAAAAGCAAGACUAACUUUGAUUUACAAUUACUGAUGACCAGGACCAGCAGACUUCAAAUUAAUCAUAUGACAAAUGGAGAGAAGAGAAAAGAACUCAUUUGUUUGCACUUUUCUAGGAGUCCAUUUGUCUUGAAAGCUGAAUAAACGUUGCAGCAAUUCUCAGUUUUGUUCAUUAAACAAAGACAAUACCCAGUAAAUAAACUGAUUCCACACCU